Messenger RNA from Tupaia belangeri chinensis (Chinese tree shrew), 5784 nucleotides. It is a transcript of the gene ATP9A, whose product is annotated as ATPase phospholipid transporting 9A. Lineage: Eukaryota; Metazoa; Chordata; Mammalia; Scandentia; Tupaiidae. Gene Ontology annotation, molecular function: ATPase-coupled intramembrane lipid carrier activity; magnesium ion binding; ATP binding. Gene Ontology annotation, cellular component: plasma membrane; endosome; trans-Golgi network. Gene Ontology annotation, biological process: phospholipid translocation; retrograde vesicle-mediated transport, Golgi to endoplasmic reticulum; endocytosis. The record is from RefSeq and is a predicted model, not a curated record.
GAUGUGUCAUGAGAAACCCAGGUGCUGUGAGUGGCUGCGAUGCUGUGGCGGAGGCGAGCCCAGGCCCCGCACUGUCUGGUUGGGACACCCGGAGAAGAGGGACCAGAGGUAUCCUCGAAAUGUCAUCAACAAUCAGAAGUACAAUUUCUUCACCUUUCUUCCUGGGGUGCUGUUCAACCAGUUCAAGUACUUUUUCAACCUCUAUUUCUUGCUCCUCGCCUGCUCCCAGUUUGUUCCCGAGAUGAGACUUGGCGCGCUCUACACCUACUGGGUCCCCCUGGGCUUUGUGCUGGCUGUCACCAUCAUCCGAGAGGCGGUGGAGGAGAUUCGAUGCUAUGUGCGAGACAAGGAAGUCAACUCUCAGGUGUACAGCCGGCUCACAACGCGAGGAACAGUGAAAGUGAAGAGUUCCAGCAUCCAAGUUGGAGACCUGAUCAUCGUUGAGAAGAACCAGCGGGUCCCUGCGGACAUGAUCUUCCUGAGGACAUCAGAAAAAAAUGCUGGAAGCUGAGGCUCCCUGUGGCCUGCACGCAGAGGCUGCCCACUGCUGCUGAUCUUCUUCAGAUUCGAUCAUAUGUGUAUGCAGAAGAGCCGAAUAUUGACAUUCACAACUUCGUGGGGACUUUCACCCGCGAGGACAGCGACCCUCCGAUCAGUGAGAGCUUGAGCAUAGAGAACACCCUCUGGGCUGGGACUGUCAUUGCAUCAGGUACCGUGGUGGGGGUCGUCCUUUACACUGGCAGAGAACUCCGGAGUGUCAUGAACACCUCCAACCCUCGAAGUAAGAUCGGCCUGUUCGACCUGGAGGUGAACUGCCUCACCAAGAUCCUGUUUGGCGCCCUGGUGGUGGUGUCACUGGUCAUGGUCGCCCUGCAGCACUUCGCGGGCCGCUGGUACCUGCAGAUCAUCCGCUUCCUCUUGUUGUUCUCCAACAUCAUUCCUAUCAGCUUGCGGGUGAACCUGGACAUGGGCAAGAUCGUGUACAGCUGGGUGAUUCGACGGGAUUCAAAAAUCCCCGGGACCGUGGUCCGUUCCAGCACCAUCCCUGAGCAGCUGGGUAGGAUCUCCUACCUGCUCACAGACAAGACAGGAACGCUUACCCAGAAUGAGAUGGUUUUUAAACGGCUCCAUCUGGGCACGGUGGCCUACGGCCUCGACUCGAUGGAUGAAGUGCAAAGCCACAUAUUCAGUGUUUACACCCAGCAAUCCCAGGACCCACCUGCUCAGAAGGGCCCCACGGUCACCACCAAGGUCCGGCGGACCAUGAGCAGCCGCGUGCACGAGGCCGUCAAGGCCAUCGCCCUGUGUCACAAUGUGACGCCCGUGUACGAGUCCAACGGCGUGACCGACCAGGCUGAGGCUGAGAAGCAGUAUGAGGACUCCUGCCGCGUGUACCAGGCAUCCAGCCCAGACGAGGUGGCCCUGGUACAGUGGACGGAAAGCGUGGGCUUGACCCUGGUGGGCCGAGACCAGUCUUCUAUGCAGCUGAGGACCCCUGGCGACCAGAUCCUGAACUUCACCAUCUUGCAGAUCUUCCCUUUUACCUACGAGAGCAAGCGCAUGGGCAUCAUCGUGAGGGACGAAUCCACGGGAGAAAUCACGUUUUACAUGAAGGGAGCGGACGUGGUCAUGGCUGGCAUUGUGCAGUACAACGACUGGCUGGAGGAAGAGUGUGGCAACAUGGCCCGAGAAGGGCUGCGGGUGCUCGUGGUGGCCAAGAAGUCUCUGGCGGAGGAGCAGUAUCAGGACUUUGAGGCCCGCUACGUCCAGGCCAAGCUCAGUGUGCACGACCGCUCCCUCAAAGUGGCCACAGUGAUCGAGAGCCUGGAGAUGGAGAUGGAGCUGCUGUGCCUGACGGGCGUGGAGGACCAGCUGCAGGCCGACGUGCGGCCCACCCUGGAGACGCUGCGCAAUGCGGGCAUCAAGGUCUGGAUGCUGACGGGGGACAAGCUGGAGACAGCUACGUGCACAGCGAAGAAUGCACAUCUGGUGACCAGAAACCAAGACAUCCAUGUUUUUCGGCUGGUGACCAACCGCGGGGAGGCCCACCUUGAGCUGAACGCCUUUCGCAGGAAGCAUGACUGUGCCCUGGUCAUCUCUGGUGACUCCCUGGAGGUCUGCCUCAAAUACUACGAGUACGAGUUCAUGGAGCUGGCCUGCCAGUGCCCCGCCGUGGUCUGCUGUCGCUGCGCCCCCACCCAGAAGGCCCAGAUCGUGCGCCUGCUCCAGGAACGCACCGGGAAGCUCACCUGUGCAGUAGGUGAUGGGGGCAACGACGUCAGCAUGAUCCAGGAGUCGGACUGCGGCGUGGGCGUCGAGGGGAAGGAAGGGAAGCAGGCUUCGCUGGCUGCAGACUUCUCCAUCACUCAGUUUAAGCACCUCGGCCGGUUGCUCAUGGUGCACGGCCGGAACAGCUACAAGCGGUCGGCUGCCCUCAGCCAGUUUGUGAUCCACAGGAGCCUCUGCAUCAGCACCAUGCAGGCCGUCUUCUCCUCUGUGUUCUACUUCGCCUCCGUUCCUCUCUAUCAAGGAUUCCUCAUCAUUGGGUACUCCACCGUCUACACCAUGUUCCCUGUGUUUUCUCUGGUCCUGGACAAGGACGUCAAGUCGGAAGUGGCCAUGCUGUACCCCGAGCUCUACAAGGAUCUCCUCAAGGGACGACCGCUGUCCUACAAGACAUUCUUAAUAUGGGUUUUGAUUAGCAUCUAUCAAGGGAGCACCAUCAUGUACGGGGCGCUGCUGCUGUUCGAGUCGGAGUUCGUGCACAUCGUGGCCAUCUCCUUCACCUCGCUGAUCCUCACCGAGCUGCUCAUGGUGGCGCUGACCAUCCAGACCUGGCACUGGCUCAUGACGGUGGCCGAGCUGCUCAGCCUGGCAUGCUACAUCGCCUCCCUGGUGUUCCUGCACGAGUUUAUCGACGUGUACUUCAUCGCCACCCUGUCGUUCCUGUGGAAGGUGUCCGUCAUCACCCUGGUCAGCUGCCUGCCCCUCUACGUGCUCAAGUACCUGCGCAGACGGUUCUCCCCGCCCAGCUACUCGAAGCUCACGUCGUAGGCCGUGUGCAGAGGAGAGGCCCCGGUCUCUGCGCGUCCCUGACGGGCAGAACUCCAGCUCCAUUCCUAGCAGCCGCCACCCGUGGAUUCUGCGAUCGCUAACACGUGCAGUCUGGCGUGCAGAGGCUCUGCACCCCCACGGAGCCUGCUGACGCCAGAUGAGUGGGAGGGAGGCCCCGACACGCCGCCCUCUCGGCCCGUUGAACCCCAGUUGUCGUGUGUGAGUGAGUGUCAGUACGAUGCACCUGGUGGCUCUGCCGAGUGCCCGUUGGCCUCUGCGAGCUUCCUUAGGACCUGAUCUUGUCGUCCCGUGAUAAAAGUUUCUGUCUAGUCAGAGGUGGUAGAAGGCUUGUUUCAUUUCUUCUUUAACAAUCCUAAUGUGUGUAAACUCUACAUCUUUCUCACUCCUACAAAGCAAUUUCAAAAAAAGAUAAAGCUUUUGGUAUACCUUAGGGAGGAAAAGACAGGACAUUGGUCAAAUGUUAUCCAAAGAGUCACCUCUAUUUGGAAAGGUUGAAGACCCUCUUGCGGGCAGCCUGCUUACCAAGGACCACGCGAGGCCGAGGAGAGGAGGGAGAGGGAGGACCCUCAAUCUAGGAGUUCUCCUCACUCAGACUCAGCAUCCACACUGCUCAAACCAACUUCACCUCCCACCUCCGGAAAGAACUUCCAAGGUGUCAUCCUACUUUGUGAGGGCCUGGGAAUAAUCACCAAGCCCAAGGCGAUCCGAGGACACCUUCCAAUGCUUUAGGCAGAGUUGUUUUAGCAGGAAAUGUGCCACUGAGCAGCCCCUACAGGUGUCGACAGCUCGAUGAGGAAUUGAACUCCUUCAGACAGCAUGGCCGCAGUGACUCAGGUCCUCUGAGUCCGAAGCGGAAGGUCAGAGGGCCACGCUCCGCUCUGCCACCGAAGCCUGUUUCCCGUUAGCAGGAAUUACUGAGGAUGACCGACAAAGGCAGAGCCAUCUUGCCAGUUGUUGCUUGGUGGCGGUGGUUUUAAAAGUGCGGUGCCCCGGCUGCCACUGAAUGACCUGCCUGUAGAUGCCAAGGGGGGGUCGUGGUGAAAGGCCGCCAGGACUCCAGGUCUCUCCCCCACCAGGAGGAGUACGUGUGCGUGUGCUUCUCCUAGAGCUGUGACUUCCCGUUUCCGAGAAUGGAGGGAGUCACUGGACGUGGCAGGGCAAGGCCUGCUUGGGCUUCAAGUCUCCUCUUGCAGAGCCACGCGUGCAGCCAUGGAGGCGAAGGUGGUGGAUCUUCAAGUAGAGUGUGGCUGCCUUCUUGGGUUUGGGAUUGAUUCUGUGUGGCGCACACGUCUCUGCCCUGUGUCACAACUUCCUGUGUGUGCUUCAGAGGUGUUACGAUGCAGCCAGUUGCCGACACCCACUGCCCACCCUGCUCUUGGGGAGUUGGGGACGUGAGGAGCAGGCCACUGCCUGGCCUUUGGAACAGACUUGCUGUGCUCUUGCAUUUGGUGAAAACUUCCCGGAAUGACACUCAGUGACAGGCACUGAUGCAUCGGGCGCCGACAUCAUGCUAGGUCCUGCGGUUCUGUGGUAACUGUCCCCUUUGGAUUCAGCCACUUCCACCAGGGAGAAAUGGUCUUUAAGAAAGAGGCAUGAACCGUUGUUUAGGGCCAGAAUCUUUGUCCAGGAAUGUCAGAAAGGUUGAGUAAGUCUGACUGCACGGAGUGAGUCUUUGUGGUUGCAAAGGUAAAGGAGAAGCAAGUUUUGCCUCAAGUAUUUGAGCCUCUGUUUUCUCGGCAGUCAGCCCUGUAAAACCGGAAGUCUUACAAUAGCUGCACUUCGUGUGCUAACCCUGAACCGGACUUUGCUCACAGAGACGGGCGAUUGCUUCUGCAGGUAGGCCGUAUGGAGCCCUCGUUAGGAAGUUCUAGAUGUUUCCCGCAGAUGUGGGAAAUGGCCUUUUCCUUAAUUCCACUUUUUAAGAGUAUAUUUUAUUAUUUGCAUGAGCCCGAGAGGCGUAAAAGAGAGAGAGAGACAGAGAGACAGCACCCCCACAGGGUCUCAAUGUCAUCAUCUGCCCCCGGCUUCAGCCAGCUUCAGACCAUGGACACGUGUGUGCCUGGUGUGCUCGGAGUCUCUGGAUGCAAAGUCAGGGUCAGCCACGUGGAGCAUCACAUUUUACCGCCGUGUCACCAUCCAACCCCUUCACUCUCAGUUUUGAUUGAGGUGCGUGGGCUGGGUUUCAGAGCCGACUCGAGGCGCUGCUUAACAUCUUGAAGGGAGGAAGCUUCCGAGAGAGGCUGAGCAGCCACACUUGCGAGUCGAAGGUGCUUGUCCUAGUCCUCCAGGUGCCUCCUGGUCUGUCGUCUCAGCCACACUUCGGUGGAGGCAAAGGCAGGAAGAGCCGACAUCCAUGUGGCAGCUCCAUGUUGUGGGACCAGCCGGCCGCCGUCAGCCAGCUGGUGCCACCCUGGGGGUGUUAGCGACGUGCGCACCACACUUAAAUGCUGAGACCCGGGAGGCGCGGCUGAUCCUUGAGAGCACACGACCCUUCUCAGCACGGAUCAGAGUUAGGCCCAGCGAGAUCGUGGGAGCUCCGGGCCCUUCCGGGGUGGGGGGUAACCUUAAUUGUAGGGGAAGGCAGGAACAAGCAGAUGAGAGACCUGGGUUGUUUCAUGAGGAUCCCUCCCGAGUCGCCCUUGACCAGGAGAGCCGUGCUGGCUUUUUCCUGGUGCCCAGAUCUGGACAGAACCUACACAUAGCCCUGUU